AUGAGCGUAAUAUGCUUGAGUGGAUCCGGAGUGCCUGCUCCAUUAUCCCAUCGUACAUCUUUGAGAGGGGUAACGGUCGUUACAAUUUCGAGGAGGUUACAGAUUCGAGAGGCACGUACGGUGCGCAGUAGCGAGUUGUUGGUGGAGCCGCUUCAUCCUUUCGUCAUGACCCCGGCCUAUGCUCCUGAUAUGCUCUUGCUUGUCUUGAAGGAACUGACCACCUUCCCAGUGUGCGAGAAGCCGCCCUAUCAAGUGUCUGAAACCGGGUGGGGAGAGUUCACUGUCCAGAUCAAGGUGACCUUCGUCCCGGAGGCGGGAGAGAAAGCCAUCACCUUGCAGCAUCCCAUCAAGCUGCAUCACUGGGGAGAGCCCAUUGAAGCUCCGCCGGCUGUCACGGCGGCUCCUACCCCUGCGGAGACGCCGGCACCGGCCACUGCAGCACCAGGCGCUGAGACGACGCCUGCGAAUGCUUCGACAACAGCGACGGACGACCUCAAGGAGGCGAAAGCUGAGCCUGACACGCCCGUACAACCUUCUGCACCCGCAUCGACAGCUGGCGAGGCAUCGACCGAAGCUUCGACUGAUGCCGCUACAGGAACCGCCACCCCGGCCGUCGACUCUGCGACUGUCGCCACCCCGUCAGCUCCGCCAGCAGCGGCCGCACCGCCCAUCCCGACUGUGGCAUCCACAUACCCCGUGCACUCUUGGCAGUAUGACGAGAUGGUGUUCUCUGACCCGCCGUCCAACUUUCUCCAGAUCCUUGAAGAACACCCGCCUACCCCUCUGCCCGCCCGCAACCGUCGUCCCAGGGACCAAAGGGAGCAGCACGAUAUGAAGACUGGUAACUCUAAGAAGAAGCGCGCCAUCUCCCGAGUGGGCUCACGAGCGGGCACGGAGACCCGACAAGGAACGCCAGUUACGCCCAUGACUCCCCAGACUCCGAUCCCCGGUCAGGUGGGAGUCCCCGGCGAACCUGGAAGCGCAGACGUCCCACUGGAAUUCUCUUUGGAGAUGGAGAAGGGUGAACUCAACAAACUCACUGAGACGAGGAUACGCAUUGUCCAGGAGAUGGACCGCUGGAGGUAA
Trichosporon asahii var. asahii CBS 2479 is the source of this 1086-nucleotide messenger RNA. RefSeq lists its product as uncharacterized. The coding region runs from base 1 to 1086 and encodes 361 amino acids. The transcript has a single exon. Lineage: Eukaryota; Fungi; Basidiomycota; Tremellomycetes; Trichosporonales; Trichosporonaceae. Gene Ontology annotation, cellular component: NuA4 histone acetyltransferase complex; Swr1 complex. Gene Ontology annotation, biological process: chromatin remodeling; regulation of transcription by RNA polymerase II. Gene Ontology annotation, molecular function: histone binding. The record is from RefSeq and is a predicted model, not a curated record.